Amoebophrya sp. A25 is the source of this 354-nucleotide messenger RNA. The record is from the annotation of a GenBank genome assembly. Lineage: Eukaryota; Dinophyceae; Syndiniales; Amoebophryaceae.
GGACACAAGCACAAGAUCACAGCCGCACCUGUUGUAGGCGCUGCUUUGCGUCCGCGUGGGGGACAGCUGCUCUGGAACCAUCAGAUGGGACUCAAUUGGUGGCGGUAUCGACACGAAGGCAUUGCCCAGUGGGAUUUCGGAGAGCGAUUCGCAAGCCUGACAAAAAAUAUCACCUGGGUUUCGUUUGACGGGUUUCGAGAUUUCGCUUUUCUGACGCGAAUGAUGACACGGAAGCCGCUACCAACGUCCGCAAGUGAAUACCUUCGAACGCUCAACCAAGUUCUGCCACAUCGAGUCGACAUCAAGCAAAGCUUACUCGACACAAGCAUGCGGCGCUGCGGAAUAUUAGACAGG